This is a messenger RNA of Scutellospora calospora, 1911 nucleotides long. The record is from the annotation of a GenBank genome assembly. Lineage: Eukaryota; Fungi; Glomeromycota; Glomeromycetes; Diversisporales; Gigasporaceae.
AUGUAUUCGGAUAAAACUUUUAAAGUUACUUCAAACAGCGCUACUAAAGUUGGUACAACUACACGCAAGAUAAGAAAAGCGCAAGCUCCAUCAUCAAAAAUGAUUGGAAUCGAAUACGAUGAUUAUUCCUCAUUUGCCAAAGUCAGAUUACCCGAAAUCCCUACCACUGGCAAUGAGAUGAAGGAGGCUAGCUGUGUUGCUCCAACCUCCCCGGAAGGACGUAAAUCACAGAAUAUCUAUCAUACCCGAACUCCCUCCUUAAAACGGAAGAAUGACGAAAUUUUGGCCGCUGAACUUCAAAGAAAUACAAGAUCUUUUGAAAAUUUUCAUCAAGAUGAUUUUAAUAAUAUCUCUUCGAAAAGAGCGACAAUAUGUGGUAGUUCUUUAAGAAGAUUCUCAUCUAUUCGUUCAAAUCAAUCUGAUUCAUUCGAACGUGUAACAAAACACCUCCCUCCAAAAACAAAACUUACUUCUUCAGAAUUAGAGGUAAUGAACUUAAGGAAUGAAAUACUUAGGGCAAAGAUAGAAUUAUAUAUCAAGGAACAAAUUGAAACGCUUAACAAUCCUAUGCAAUUUCAAGAUGAUGUUCCUGAUAUAGAAUAUGAGAAAGAUCAGUUAAUUGAUGAUUAUGAUGCUAAAGAACAUACUGCUUACAAAGAAGCUCAUAUGGCUGAAAUUAAAGAUAGUUUAAUGAGCAUUCGGCAGUAUUGUGAAGCAAUGCAAGCUAAGAAUGCAAAUUUGAAUUCUGAAGUUAACCAUUAUAAAAAAGAUUUAGGCCCUUCCUCUGAUGACAUUUCUCGACCACAUAAAAAAACUGUGAAAAAUCAUAAAUUUAUUGAUAAAAAACAGGAAAAAUUACGUCCUCGUAGAAAUAUCAAUGAAAAUCGGGGAAAUAUUAAAGUAUUCUGUAGAGUCCGUCCACCUGUAUUAUCUGAAUGUGAAGAUAUCGCUGACAUCAGAUUUCCUCCAUACUCUUAUAAUAAAAAAAUUUCUCUUGCUUCUAUCAAAAGAAAUUAUUGGGGUGUGGAAAGAGAAACUUCUAAAGAAUAUAAAUUUGAUAAAGUUUUUGGUGCUUCUGCGACACAAGAAGAAAUAUAUAAUAACGUUGCUCCUAUAGUUCAAUCUGUUGUUGAUGGAUUUAAUGGUUGCAUUUUCGCUUAUGGUCAAACUUGUUCUGGUAAAACUUAUACUAUGCAAGGUCCACAAGACCCAACAAUUUAUAAUGAAGGCAUGAUCCCACGUGCUGUUCGUCAAAUAUUUGAACAUGUUGAUGACUUAAAGACUAAAGGUUGGGAAUAUGAAAUUGAAGGUCAAUUUAUCGAGAUUUAUAAUGAUUCGAUCCGUGAUUUACUUUCGGAUGAUCCUUCUAACCAUCAUGGUCUCAAGUUCCGAACUAUCCAUGAUGAAAUAACUGGCACUACCAUGGUCAAUAAGGCCAAGACUGUGAAUCUCGAUUCAGUUGCAACUCUCAAUUGGGUUUUACAAAUGGCUGCCAAAAACCGAGCAGUCGCGUCAACAAAAUCUAAUGCUAACUCUUCACGAAGCCACAGCAUUUUCAUGAUUCGAUUAAUGGGCACCAAUACAGUUACCAAUGAAAGUAGAAUUGGAACAUUGAAUUUAGUUGAUUUGGCAGGUUCAGAACGUCUGUCAAAAUCUGGUUCUCAAGGAGAUCAAUUACUAGAAGCGAGAUACAUUAAUUCAAGUUUAAGUCAUUUGAAAACUGUGAUUAAAGGUAUCAAAGGAAAGUCGGAACAUAUUAAUUUUAGGAAUUCGACUUUAACUUGGCUUUUGAAAAAUUCUUUGGGUGAUAAAUCCAAAGUUCUUAUGUUUGUCCAUAUAUCACCAUUAGGAUCUUCAAGAGCCGAAACUGAAAGCAGUUUGGAAUUCGCACAUCUUGUAAAUUCCGCGUAA